Symbiodinium necroappetens is the source of this 407-nucleotide messenger RNA. NCBI's taxonomy places the organism in Eukaryota, Dinophyceae, Suessiales, Symbiodiniaceae. The record is from the annotation of a GenBank genome assembly.
AUGAUGUCAGCAAUCGAGUCCGCCCAAAAUGAUCAAGCAUCCCUGGUUCAAAACAUCUUGGAAGAGAAAGAGGAGCAUCGUGAGAAGCUCCUGGAUCUCUUCGUUAAAGUCGGAGAUGAGCAAGACACGAUAACCUUCGAAAUGUUUCAGGAGAAGAUCAAUGAUCCGGCCGUUCGAAACUAUUUUACGUCCAUAGGCCUGGAUGUAUGGGAUGCAUGGAGCUUUUUCAAGCUCCUUGAUUUGGACGAAGGUGGUUCUGUCGAAGCAGAUGAGUUUCUGAUGGGCUGCCUGCGGCUCCGAGGACAAGCACGGGCUGUCGAUGUGGGCAAAAUCAUCCAUGACCAGACGUGGUUGAUUAGAAAUCAAAGCCACUUUCAGGGAUACGUGGAGGUGCAGCUCCGGCAGAU